CUGGCUUGCACUCUCUGGUGCUCCUGCACUCGCUCGAUCAGUCUCCCAAGUAUAGAACUAUUCGCGGUGCUUAGCAAUAUAUAUAUUAAUAUAGCCAAGUGUGCGGAAGGACACGGGGAAAGAGAGAGAAGGAGGUGUAAGUUGAAGAGUAAUCUGCAAUGAAUAUUAUGAAAAGAGGACGAUGUUUUAUGAAAAAAGUUAAUUGAACGAUGUAACGAUGUUUUAAUAAGCACUGAAAUUCGAGAGACAACGUUUACACACAACAAGGAAGAUAAAAGAUAUUUGUGCCUCUUAAAUAUUGUUUUCAUUAAGAUCCGUGGGUGUCAAGAUGAUCAGGAUAAUACGUAAGAGGAUUCUUGGGAAGAACAAUGUCCUUCCUAGAGCAUUCCUUGCCUUUCCUUCAUCACGGCCCGUCAUCUCUUCAUCACGUUCUGUCCUCUCUGGAGCUCCCUCUGAACCCUUGAGUUCCCGGGGGACGUCCAACAUGGUUGGAGUGGCGCCCUCGCUGGCUACGACAGACUCCCACUCCCUCCCUCGGCCACACUCUGAGAUCCCGGGCCCCAGGUCAUGGCCGAUGCUGGGGUCCUGGCCUGCCAUGCUCACUGAUCCGGCUUUUGAUGCUCAUCGUUUACCAAAGCUCUGGGAAUCUUACUUCAAGAAGUACGGUCCAAUUUUCAAGUUGAGCCUCAUUGGGCAAGGGGAUCUUAUCUACAUUUCUGAUCCCCGAGAUAUUGAACACCUCUUUAAGGAGACGUUUGACAAUCCCGUCAGGCCAUUUUUCGAAUCGCUGAAGAAAGUUCGGGAAAUCAACACCAGAAAUUUUUUUAAGGAACAUGGAACGGGAGUUUUUACUGAGCACGGCGAGAAAUGGUGGCGAGUGAGGAAACGAGCACAGGUUCAUUCCCUGAAGCCCCGAACCGUGGCUCAUUACCUGCCGCAGGUCGACCAGGUGGCCCAAGAGUUCGUCGCCAGGUCAGCCGGUCAGCGAGACCACAAGAAUGAACUUCCUGGCGAUUUCGUCCAAGAACUGUUCAAAUGGGCUCUUGAGUCCCUGUGCCUGGUGGCCCUCAACAAGCGUGUGGGGUGUCUGGAGAAUAGCGAGGAGGGGCUGAGGAUCAUCAACUCCUCCACCACCAUGAUGGACGCUUCAGGAGACUGUGAGUACGGCGUCCACCUCUGGAAGUACUUCACGACUCCAGCCUUGAGACGCAUGUUGCACUCUCACGACGAUCUUCUUGAAGUGGUCUUGGAGAAGGUUGGCCAGGCUAAGAAGGACCUGGACGCCCGUGACCCCAAGGACUCGGGCGAGCUGAACAUCUUGGAGUCUCUCCUCACCACUCCGGGUCUCUCGCUCGAGGAUGUUGUCACCUUCAUGGUCGACUUCUUCUUCGCCGGGAUUGACACGACAUCGAUGACGUCGGUGUUUACCUUGUACUACCUGGCUCGACACCCAGACAAGCAGGCCAGACUACAGCAGGAGCUGGACCAGGUGCUUGGAGAUGGGAGCCAGGCUCUCACCACACACCAAAUGGGCAGACUCACUUACACCAAAGCCUGUGUGAGGGAGGCACUGAGAAUGCACCCAAUAACAUCACUCGUGAGCAGGCGACAUGAUAAGGACAUAACACUCCAGGGAUACACAGUCAGAGCUGGUAGUCAUAUUAACGUGAGCAUUAAGGAGUCUGGCAUGAGGGAGGAAUACUUCCCUCGAGCGACUGAGUACCUGCCGGAGCGCUGGCUGAGGGCCAAUCCUGACCGUAGCGACAACGUCUUCGCCUCCAUCCCCUUCUCCAUGGGCACCCGCAUGUGUGUGGGCAAAAGGCUGGCCGAGCAGGAGGUUUAUGUGCUACUCGCGAGGCUUUUCUCGAAGUAUAAUCUGGAUUACAAGUACGAGGAGUGGGACCCAUUGUUCAGGAUUACGUACAGGCCUGAUAAGCCUCAGACCUUUACCAUGACCGAGCGAUCCUGUCUACCGUAACGAAUCGGGGAUUUCCUGUCUAACCUGGCCGACCGUUGACGGUUUGAGGUCCUGUCUCCAUUUCUGUCUACAGAUAUGGAACUGUAGCGGAAUAAGCGUCAUACCAUAAACAUUAUAUUAUGUUACUUUAUCGGUAAUAUUACUUUUUUCUGUAAGAUUAAAUAUAGUUUCUAAGUUUCACAUUCAACGUGAACUGUUGACUAUAAUUAAACUUUAUUUUGUUUAUUAUUAAUGAACCUGAUCACCUAAAUUUUAUGUUUGGGUCAAAUUGCACUAGUUCAUUAAACAUUAAACUAGUUCA
Molecule: messenger RNA, 2279 nt
Organism: Procambarus clarkii (red swamp crayfish)
Lineage: Eukaryota; Metazoa; Arthropoda; Malacostraca; Decapoda; Cambaridae
Product: probable cytochrome P450 49a1
Molecular function (GO): oxidoreductase activity, acting on paired donors, with incorporation or reduction of molecular oxygen; heme binding; iron ion binding
Source: RefSeq, a predicted model, not a curated record